UGUUUACAUUAAUGCUGUAAUGUACUUCCUUCUUGGAUGUUUAUAAAACAGCGCGUCUAUGCGUGUGCGCAUACCCGUCCAACAUGUCUGCAACAAUUGUGUUGAUGGUCUCUGUACUUGCUUUGUGGGUUCAACCUUCGAUUCAAUGGAGCGGACAGAUAUGUCCUUACUCCGCGGUUCACUACGAGAGCCGGCGAGCUUACUGUACAGCACGUUGUUGGUGGUGGAGGUGCUGUGCCCAUGCAUAUGUAAACGAACCCGUUUAUACAUGGCGUUAUAAGUGCUGUCCCGGGUGGACUCACAAUGGAAAUGAAAUCUGCAACAUACCCAUCUGCUAUCCCCCGUGUGCUUAUGGUGGUACUUGCACGAAGCCAGGAACGUGUCUCUGCAGGUCAGGAUAUCUUGGAACCAGAUGCACCGGGCUCGACUGUAACAAUGAACGGCCAUGCUACCCGGGGGACUGCCAAGGCAAUGGUGGGAACGUCGUGUGCAACUGCAUGCAGGACUUCAAUGGACAAUUUUGUGUACAUCUGAAAGAUACCCAAACUCCGGAGGUCACACAGAUACGGGCACAGUUUUCCUACUGGAAAGAUGAAGGACAGGCAAAGAGAGAGAUAUUCGGAUUUAUAGCCGAUGGCACGGACAAGACCGAAGAAGUCAUCGUAUGGACAAAUCGACAACAACUGAACAACCUGAGCGUCACCGCCAGUGCUAUGUUCAAAGGCCGAGAUCUACCAUAUCCCCCUCCUUCCUACAUCAGUGAGGCUAAAACAGGAAUUGCCAGAGCCUAUUUUAAGCUUAGCGGACCGACUUCAGUCUCUGAAGACGAGGAUAUUCAAUGCAGUGAUCCAGUUGGCCCCGAAAUUCCCAAAGAGAGGAUCCAAUGCUCCUUUACAAAAUAUUAUACCUCCUACUUGACAGAUGGGGACAGGUUGUCCUUGACCUUCCGAGUUUCAAGUGGUGGCUUCCGGAAGCUAGUCGGAACAGAUACUACAGCCACACAACACUAUACCGGAGAGGAUGCUGUCAGCACUGUGGCCUUCCACGUUGACACGGGUGAACCGGUGUACAACAGUCCCAAUGAUGCUUUUCAGAUUCACCCAGAAUUCACAAAGCAACCUAUCACAAUGGCAUGGGAUGGCUGGACUGAUGCCAGAUCCGGUAUGGACAAAUACACAUGGGAAGCCUUCAAACUUGAACCCACUGGGAAUGGAAGCUUGACGGAAGUAGACAAACUGAGACCUGUUGUUCACAGACAAGUUUACCACACCGAUCCCAUGUCAUAUCCUCUUCCCUAUGCCCCCACAAGACCAGGGAUGUAUUCCUUCAUUCUUGAAGCCAUGGACAAGGCCAAUAACUCUGUAUACAUGAGAAGGUUUGCACUGUACGACAAAGAGUCAGAAGUGACCACUGAUCCAAACCAUGCCCUGUUCAUAUCAUCUGCUGUACAAGACCAGGGCUUCCAGUGGAUGACCGAUGCCUCCAAGCCACUAGUGAUCAACUGGCAAAACCAUUUUCUCAAUUAUGUCCAUGAAAGUGGUAAAUUCCUCAACACCAUCCUCCCCUUCAAGGUAAAGGUUGUAGAAAACCCAAUCAUCUUCAAGGAAGUGCCUUAUGCAAAUGAUGAUCAUUAUGGCAGAAGAACUACAGCAGCUAUCCCCAAUGUACGUGGCAUUGUCAGGUUUCAGUGGACACGUGCUGUUAAUACGACUGGAGGCAGAACGCUACAUACACCACCCAACUGGAAUGAUGCCUCUGGUCUGGACACAACAAUGCAGUCGCCAUUCUUUGGCAAUGUUACCAGCGGGAGCACCGUUACCGUGUGGAUCAGAGCCAGGGACAUCCUCGACAACACGAAAGUGGACUCGACAAGUGUAACUUACGACUUUACUCCACCAAGUUUCAAUGGGAUGACAUUCCACAAGAACGAGAGAUCCAACGUUCACUUCAGCUCUGGAUUAAUGGUGACCGCACGCGAUGCCGAGAGCGGAAUCGACCGUAUUGAGCUCAAGGUCUUCAAUAAUGAAGAUAGUAGCCUACUGAAUACGAAGAAUGUAACCAUUAGAUCCGUCAGUCCGCAUGCCUGCACAGACAGAGAACAUGAUUGUUACUGCCCUAACGCCCUGAACGUGUGUUACAAACGGAUAAGCAAAGUCUACAUCAGCAACUGCUGGCUUAUGGUGGCCAAGAACGCCCUCAAAGAGGCCGAGGUUCGGCUGCAUGUACGCGUUGUCAACAGGGCGGGGCUGAAGUCAGCCAACCACGAGGAACAAGUGGUGACGAAUUUGUUGGAGCUAAACGGCACCACGUCCUAUUUAGCACCUUCAAACGUGAGGACCAAACGACUGACUGCAACAUCUGUUCGUGUACAGUGGGAUCACGCCCCUACUUGCCACGAACGCACAGUUAUAACAAUCACCUACCACACGGAAUCCGGGCCACGCCAUGUCGUCACCGUGUUCAAAGACGAUACAUCGUAUGACCUCACUGGCCUUGAACACAACAAAGCAUACAAGGUCAUGGUGACAGCAGGGUAUGGCACAGAGCAGAGUACUGCUAACGUUGCAUCCGUCGCCACAGCGGAGGACACGACUACGACUGCUGCAGCUCUAAGUGCGGGGGGUAUAGCUGGAAUCAUCGUAGUACUCCUGAUAAUACUGGCAGUCCUAGGAGUCGGGUUCUUCUUGUGGCGGACGGGAAGAAUAUCGACACUGAUCAAAGGACGUCAGAAGAGGAACGCUGAACGUGAGGAUCACGUGGCAGGAACGGUGACCAAUAACCUUGGCCCUCACAAGGACAGGGCGUGUGUCGAGAACAAAACGUACAGUCCCGAGGAGGACAUCUACCUCUACGGCGGCAUUACGUUCACGACGAAGCAGCCAUGGUACAUCUCGAAAGAUCAGCUGACACAGAUGGAGGAGAUCCAAACCGGAAGAUUUGCACGGAUUUUCAAGGCUGCUUACAAGACUGGCAGAAAAUCGCGCGAGGUUGCGGCCAAAGCUCUGAAAGACAGUCCUAAUGAGGAAAAUAGUUUACUAAUGAUGGCCAAGAUCAACUUUGCUGCCACAAAGGUCGGGGAACAUCGCAACGUGCUGAAAUUCGUCGGUGCAGUUGUUGAUAAUGAUGCAUUGGGCCCAGUUUUGGUGUUGGAGUACUGUGAAAAUGGACCGAUGGACAAGUGGCUGACCUCUCGUCGGGACAAAGUGAAACUGGACAUUCUUGAGCAGAUUCAGAGAUUUGCCUUAGGCGUUGUCCGGGGCAUGGCGUAUCUAACGGGUAAAGGGAUUGCCCAUCGCAAGCUGGCUGCUCGCAACUGUCUCUUGACCUUCACAAAUGAGGUGAAGGUCGGUGGAUUCGGACCUUGUCGCAUGGAGGACGCCAGUGCAGACGAAGACUCCAAGGGGGAUCGAAUCCCUGUGAAGUGGACGGCUCCAGAGUGUCUUCAAUCUCUGAAGGGAGCCAAUGAGAAGAGUGACAUCUGGUCCUUUGGGAUCACUAUGUGGGAGAUCUUCAGCAUGGGCAAGAUGCCCUACACUGACAUGCGGAGCCGGGAUCUGCCAGCCGACUUGAGGAAUGGUUACAGACUCGCGAGGCCGGACUAUGCUGAAGAUAUUCACUACAGCAUGAUGCAAAGCUGCUGGGAGCAGAAGCCAGAGGACAGGAUUACCUUCGCGGAUGCGCUGGGGAAACUGGAGGCGUCAUUCGGCCUCAGACCGACUUCUGGAGUUCUGUAUUACUACUCCAAAUAGUAACUGCAGGAAUGACAGACAUUGGAAGCAACUAAAACAAAUGUUUUCUCCAUUAUGAGAAUAGAAUGAUCUUUUUAUUUUUCAUUAUAUUCCAAGUACAUUAGUAUGUUGCUACUUAUGUAUUAUUUAGAGUAAGUUGAGGUCAUUUUACUCUCGCUAUGUUUUAUUUUGUUCCGCAUUCCGUCACAUGAAAAUAAGUAUCCAAUUUGUAAAAACAGAAACACAACUUUUUGGACUAAAUGUAAACACAAGGAAGCAAAAUUGAAUUGUAAAAAUAUUAUAUUUGUCAGUGAAUAUUGCAAAAUGUUCAAUUUCACUGUUGACCAAUCAAUCGCUAUUGUCGUUUAUAUCACCCAUUCCGUUUAAUAUAAUUGGAUAUAAUACAUGAUAGGAUAUCAUUUAUUAUACUUUAUUGCAUAUUUUAUUAUCGCAAACAAUAAGAUAUACAGUAACACUUGUCCAGCAUCUUCACCACAGAUGCCGUUAUGUAUUGCACUGGAAGAAAUAUAUUCAAAGUACCUUUACUUAUUGUAAAGUAGUGUAAAUCACUUCACAAGGGUAAGUAACCGUGGAAUAUGCGACAUUUACAAGCCUACAUAUUUUUUGCAAAUAUAACAUCAACCAGCCUUAACAUACAUUUGUCUUAUUACAAAUUACCUUUCGUUAAAUUGUGUCUAAAUUUACAUACAGUUACAUAAAUUAUCAUCUGUAUUUUAAAAGCGUUGUAAAUUUAGUUGUUUAUUCUAGAGUUGGCGUCUGUGGGUAUAUUACCAAUUUCACAUCAAUUUAUAUAUUUAUAAUUUAGUCCAUAUAACAAAUUGCUAACAUCUUAAACUCUUACUAUGUGGUUUUGAAUUUAUUCAGAUGUGUAGCUACUAUCUAUUUACAUGAUACCGAAACCAUCGUUACCAAACAGAAGAGUUGCAUUCCGUAUUCAAUAUGAAUAAAGGGCCCAAGUUGCCAAGGUCAUAAUUCCAUUUGUCGUAUCAGGAUCUGCUGAUACUGGGUUCGACUCUACAUGACCUACUUUACUGGGGCAUGUCCUCCUAUGUUACGCUAACCCAUCGUGAUGUAACUGAAAUGCUGUUCAAAGCAGCCUUAUUAUUAAUUACCAAUAUAAUAUUAAUAAUUUCCACUAGUAUCCUCAAAGUGUAAUAGAAUAAAGUUGGGUAAGUAAAGUCAAUGGUCUUCACAGGGAGCACCGAUUUUGCAAGAAAUGUUAGUUGACGCAUGCAUACAUAUGGACAGACUAAACAAUAACAACAGUUAUACCUUAUUUCAGUGUACUGAACAUUUUUUAUACUGCUUGUUGAAUUCAUAAUAAUUCGGUAUACAUAAAAAGUGUGUAACGUGUCAACAGUCAUUACUUAACAUAUCCUCCAUGGUAGCCAUGUUGAAAUGUCUUUUUGGCAAAAUAUACAACCAUUUAUUUAAAAUGUAUAAACAUGAAGGGCAAUGUAUUUUGGAGUCUCCUUGAACCACACUGUUGGCCAAGUUGAAAUUGGUUGUAAUCAAAUUCGCUCACAGAAUUCUCCAAUGCUAUAUUUUAAAACAUUUAUCUGUUUUUUGUCUCGUUUGUAGUGAUAGCGUUCCAGUUAAUUUAUGUAUAAAUAACAACUUAUAUGCUAUAUAUUCCGUUUUGUUCUAGUUUUUGUUUGUUGUUGAUCCCGACUAUAUUACGACGUGUAACGUACGAAGUUGCUUAAUAACUUAUCCUUCAGCGCAGUACAUUUGAUUUUGUGUAGAUCUUAGUGGAGUUAAGCUGUUAUCAUAUAUCUGUCCCUCCGUAUAUUUACCAACAUCUGUCUAUCUGUGUUUAUCGUUUAUGUAGACUUAUUUAUCAACUCUAAUGAAAGAUAAGGCUCAAUAACGUCUCCUUCAAUAAAGUACAUAUAAUUUUGUGUAGUCCUUAGUUGAAUAAAGAUGUCCUCAAA
Haliotis rufescens (red abalone) is the source of this 5683-nucleotide messenger RNA. RefSeq lists its product as uncharacterized. The record is from RefSeq and is a predicted model, not a curated record. NCBI's taxonomy places the organism in Eukaryota, Metazoa, Mollusca, Gastropoda, Lepetellida, Haliotidae. The transcript has 23 exons. Gene Ontology annotation, biological process: multicellular organism development; cell surface receptor protein tyrosine kinase signaling pathway; positive regulation of kinase activity. Gene Ontology annotation, cellular component: signaling receptor complex. Bases 84 to 3749 code for a protein of 1221 amino acids. Gene Ontology annotation, molecular function: ATP binding; protein binding; transmembrane receptor protein tyrosine kinase activity.